GGCGGAUCGACGGAGGGAGGACUCUUGGGUUGGUGCGAGUUUUCUGUUCUGUCGGCAUAUAUGGGAUUGCUGAUAUCAACCGAGAACAUCGGCUGUGGGGAUUUGUGGUAAACGUCAGUGCCUCCAAGCGACAGACUACAGACAGAACUGAUCUUCCAGAACAUACUGUGUGACUCUCAGAACAGUUACAAGACGCCUUUUUUGGAUGUACGUGUUUCGCUGUCUUGGAUAAGCCUGAAAAGCCCAGUCUUCCCACAGAAAACAUAGGACUUUGGAUCCGUUUGCCUGCUUACUGUAUCUGCAUAGCUUCUUGGAUUUCUUGCUAGACUCGUUUGAUAGUGUAACAACUGUGUGUUAGCCCAUCUACUUAAUUGCCUCUUUGUCCCAGCAUCAUUUGUUCUUUGAACAAAUCGAAAACCAAUGGUCACGUCGCAUCCCAUACAACAGUUCUCUGUGUCUGACAGUUAAAGGCAAAAGUCUGUCCGUAGACAUUGUAUAGUGUGCUAAAAGAGACGUGAUCUUCAAAAGCUGUCCUUGUUUGUGUGUGUGUGUGUGUGUGUGUGUGUGUGUGUGUGUGUGUGUGUGUGUGUGGUCUGUAGUCCUCGGGGACCACGUCAUGUUCCAUCAUCGUGGUCACUCCGGGAUCUGUGACCCCGCCUGCGCGUGGUGACCUUCAACCCGCAUGACCUUGUCUUGCCUGUACGGACGGUCAUGAAACUGGACAAUGUGAUGAACAAGUACGAAGUCAUCGACGUAGUAGGUGAAGGAAAAUGGCGAAAUGGUGGCGAUCAAGAAAUUCAAGGACAGUGAAGAGAAUGAUGACGUCAGACGGACGACCAUGCGGGAGCUCAAAAUGCUCCGAGCUCUCAAACAGGAAAACAUUGUGGAGCUCCGCGAAGCCUUCAAACGGAAGGGAAAACUCUAUCUUGUCUUCGAGUAUGUUGAGAAGAUAUCAAGCCAGAAAAUUUGCUUAUCAGCAAGGAUGGAGUGCUUAAACUCUGUGACUUUGGUUUUGCCCGCAGCAUCACCGGUGGUAGCAACGGUUUAUACACAGAUUAUGUCGCCACUCGGUGGUACCGCUCCCCAGAGCUACUCAUUGGAGCCCCUUAUGGCAAGGCUGUGGACGUGUGGGCCAUUGGCUGCAUUAUGGGAGAACUGGCCGAUGGUCAAGCUUUGUUCCCCGGGGACUCAGAGAUUGACCAGCUCUACGUCAUACAGAAGAUCCUGGGCCCUUUGCCAGAGGACCAGAUGAAGGUCUUCAUGAGGAAUCCCCGCUUCCACGGCCUGAAGUUCCCAGCUGUGAGAAGACCCAAGACUUUAGAGAAACACUAUCAUGGUAUCCUGACUAGUGUGGCUCUUGAGUUUAUGAAGUCCUGUCUUCGACUGGACCCCAUGGACCGAGUGCCCAUUGACGACUGUGUGAGUCACACGAUCUUUCAGACCGAGCGUGCCUUAGACAGACACCCAUGCCCGCCGGCCAAAAGCAACAGUGGACACAGUUCCAGCAAGCGACGCAAGACAGACAACAGUGGCACUCAACAGGGAAACAAGGAAUCCACAUUCAUCCAAGACGAGAACAAGCCGACAGAAAUGGAAAUCAGUGAAAAAUUGGCUCCAGAAAAAAUGGACACAAACAUUGAAGGCGAAAACAGCAACGGAAACAAGGAGGUUUUGAUCAACAGUAAAUACCUCAAACAGGUGCGGAAUCAGACAACUGCCAAUGGCUCCCGCAAUGCCUUGAAGAGUGCCCAGUCCUCGGACAUCAGCACCAUCGGCAUUGAGCCGAGCCAGGGCUUCAGCAAACCUCCGAUAACUCACAGCCUCAGCACAGCCUCCGCAGAAACUGACAUCGUGCUCAGCCGUGUGGCUGUCGAUCGCAGAGACAAAGACGGCGAGAAUAAUUUUCACUCUUCGGAUAAAAACUCGUCGAAGAAUGAUGGGGGUCACGUUUUUGACUCAGACGAUCAUCAUCUUCGGCAAAAUCCAGUCACUUCUGUUCUUCAGGAGUCUCAUAAGAAGAACUGGACCCAACAACUGCCAUCAACUGAGUCAGUGCCUCAAGGGGAGGAGGUUCCAGAGGUCAGGGGUCAGAUGGAGGAAGAUCAUGGGAUUUCACCGAGGCCCCUUGCUGCACCUAGUGGUGGUGGUGAUGCUGGCAAAAAAUUGAUGGCCGCAAACUUAGACAAUCGACACCUUUCUACCUUUGCAGACUUUCGCUCGGGUAACAUUCUGGAUUUUUCACCUAGUGGUACCAACACUUCUUCUCAUUUCAAUGCUGGCCCUACCUUGAAACUAGUGAAAGGUAAGGCGAGAAGAAAUGAGGAGGAAGAUGAAGAGGAAGGUCAGGGAAGGAGAGAGAAUGCUGAGUUCUCUGAAAGCAUGGACGUUGCAACCACGUCGGAGUCCCGGUUCUUGAAAUCUCGUAACAGUGCACACCCAACAGAAAAAACGGCGAGGGGGAAGAACGCUUCCUCUGAGCUGCAUAGUGACAAUAAUGUAGUGGCAGAUAAGAUUGGCAGUGGUGGAGCCAACAACACUCAGAAGGCAGCAGGAACAUAUACAGUUAGUGUGGAUGCCCACGCCAUCGGCAGCAGCAGCAACAGCAACAGCAACAGCAAUAACACAUCAACAGCAGCUGUAGGGGGUCAGCGGUCUGGUGCUACUACGUCCAACAAGCUGACCUCGUCCAGUCAAGUGGAGAGAAGAAAGUUCCUGAAUGCCACGACUCAAAGCGAGAUUGAGCGCAUCAAGUCGAGCACUCUUGGCAAGAAAAAAGCUCGAGAGAAUCGUGAUAGCCAGAUACAGAACGCUGCGCAGCCUGUACACACUAUCACUGAUAAGCUGUCAGAUGCACGACUCCAGCCAUCAGUGAGCUCUGACAAGUUUCUGCCCCAGUCUCGCCAUGUCAAGGGAAGAUACCUCGAGAGCCCCCUGGAUAUGUAUGAAUCAGACUUUGGUCAGCCGGCAAGAGAGGGCCGGCAGUACGGGCGCUACCCCGUGUACAACAUGAGGGCGGACUCCCCCUCCAUGGGACCCUUCAUGUCCUGGCGUAUGUCCGAUGGGGGACAGUCCAACGUUUACAAUCUGGUGAGGAAGAAAAAGAAAAAGCUGAUGCAGGUUCCAGAGCCUUUUGAAGACGGGCGUCUGUCACCCUCUGUCAAUCUGCGCAACGGGUCGCGACUGUCCCGCUAUGAGGUCAUGGACUAUGAUGGCGGGAGGGACAAUGAGGACGCCGAGUCCUCUCACAUGACCCCGCGGGACGGCGCUCUAUCCCAGCGCACACUGACCACCACACCUGUGCCAUAUGGCCCGUCGCGGGCAGGGGAUGGGCGGCGGGCUUACAAGCAGCCCGUCAGUCUGAGACACCAGGCGGCUCCCAAUACUCCAAAGGAUCGGCAGGUCGGUCGUCUUCAGCCGCUGGGCAAGAACCAAGCCAGUACCCUCUCCAGUCAUCAGCAGCAACAGCAUUCCACCAGUCACAGCAGCAUCAACAUGGGUCACCCAGAGCCAUCCUCCUCCAACAACAAGACCUACGGCGGCAUGAAAUCUUCCAUGGCAGGGAGCAUCAUGCAGGAGGAGGUCAGAGGUCAUGGGGCUCGCCAGCGGCAGGGGUCGCUGUUUUUAGAGGACGAUUUGACCCCUCGCAUUUACGCUGGCACGCUGGACAGUCGGCUGGGCCGGGGUGGGGGGCCUCGAUCGGGGAAGUCCAGUCACCACUAAGAGCUCCGGAAUUGAGUCAUAAAUAUUACUAUGUCCCUGUAGAACGGUUUAUCAAAAGUCAACAGAGAUACGUAGAUGAAAUUUGACUCUGCAAUGCUCUUUGUUGCUGUCAGACUCUAACCACAUAUCUUCCAAAUUAGGUCAGAAACUUUGUUUCUCUGAAAUCAUGUUAUUCCGUCACAAAUACAAUCAAUGAUACUAUAAUAAGUUAAAAAAGACCACUCCGCACAGAAGUUUGAGUAAUUCUAGAAAAUAAUUUGAAAGAAAGUACAUUUUUGUUGCAUUGUUUUGAAAUUGGGCGCUCGUCAAAAUAAUGAAAUCGAAGAAAUCUGCUUUUUUUUCUGUUCAGCAAUUUCUAUCAUUUAAAAAAAAAAUCACAAUUUUGUGUGGAUUUUAUUGAAAACACCGAUCAAAAGCACAGAACUGUAUGCAAUUUACCUGGACACCUGGACAUUAUAGCUUUGGAAGUCACCAAACUUUAGUGACCAUUUUCUUGCUAAUUCUACCUCUGACACAAGUCAACCCCAUCUCCUACAAUCGCAAAUACCUCUAAUUCUGGAUCAAAAUAGAUGGGUAUUUUUAAAAUCAAAAGCAAGGCAAAUCAACAAGCUCUACACUGAAACCAAUAACUGCAUUAGCCCAAAGAUUGAUGAGUGCUUGAUACCACUAUGUAGUGACACAUUAAUUUUAUGUAAAAAGUGUUUGACCUAAUUUGGCGGAUACAUGAUUGACACCGUCGAUUUUUGGACUAUUUGAAGGGCUGUGUGACAAGGGGCGUGUCUGAAACUUUUCAAAAUACAUCAUGCAUUUCCUCUGAGAAAGUGCACAAUGUGCUUUACAUAAUACAAAGAACAUGAGCACCAUACAGUUCCUCUCUCUUUUUCUUUCCUCGAUCUCUCCAGUACAUGCUUGAAUACAGACAUUUACACAAAAAAACUUGCACACACACACACACAAAGU
Messenger RNA from Aplysia californica (California sea hare), 4680 nucleotides. Its product is annotated as cyclin-dependent kinase-like 5. The record is from RefSeq and is a predicted model, not a curated record. Gene Ontology annotation, biological process: protein phosphorylation. Gene Ontology annotation, molecular function: ATP binding; protein kinase activity. Lineage: Eukaryota; Metazoa; Mollusca; Gastropoda; Aplysiida; Aplysiidae. Gene Ontology annotation, cellular component: nucleus.